AUGUUCAAGAAGUUCGGCAAGGCGGAGAUCCACUCGCGCUCCAACAUCAAGCUGUCCGCGCAGCGAGGCUUGAAGUCGAGUUUCACGGCGCAGUACGAGGACUUGGAGCCGGUCAUCGACUCCAUCAUCCCCAAGAAGUCCCAGGCCAUUUUGAUCAAGUGCGAGGAGAAGAUCCUGUUGUACUCGGUGGACGGCGAGGUGGUGGUGUUCCAGACCUUCGGCGACUUGGUGCCCACGUUGAAAAUCGUGCACAAGUACCCGGACUGCUUCCCCAAAGUGAAGGUGGACCGCGGCGCCAUCAAGUUCGUGUUGUCCGGCGCCAACGUCAUGUGCCCCGGCUUGACGUCUGCCGGCGCGCAGUUGCCCGCCGGAAACCUCGAAAAAGACGCCAUCGUGACCAUCUACGCCGAAGGCAAGGACACGGCCUUGGCCGUGGGCCGCUUGUUGAUGAGCACGGACGACAUCAAGUCCAUCAACAAGGGCAUCGGCAUCGAGUUGUUGCACUAUUUGGGCGACGGCUUGUGGUACCUCGACGAGAGCUCGUGA
Molecule: messenger RNA, 546 nt
Organism: Metschnikowia bicuspidata var. bicuspidata NRRL YB-4993
Lineage: Eukaryota; Fungi; Ascomycota; Pichiomycetes; Serinales; Metschnikowiaceae
Product: translation machinery-associated protein 20
Exons: 1
Coding region: 1-546 (181 amino acids)
Biological process (GO): formation of translation preinitiation complex
Molecular function (GO): RNA binding
Source: RefSeq, a predicted model, not a curated record